AGUGAGCCUCGGCUUUUGCUCCUGCAUGCUGAGGACUCGACAGUGAACUUUUGCUCCCAACUCCUGCUUUCUUCUUGAUCGUCACUGCCUUGAAUCACUGCAAUUCCAUUCGAUCGACACUAUGGCAGACAAACAAGCCGAACAACACGUGGAUAUGGCUCCGGACCCUGAUGAGGACGAUCUCUCCGACCUUGAUGACAUGCUGGACGACUUCUCGACUGCUUCUAUACAAGACCAGAAACAAUCUGCCCCUGCCGCUAGCGCCGCCUCUUCCUCGAAUACUGCUCAGCCGACCACAUCAUCUUCGGCCAAGGCCCAACCACAAGCGCCUGCAGAAGAUGACGACUUCGCUCGUCAAUUACAAGCCGGCAUGGCCGAGUUGCUCGGAGGUCUGGGGGAAGACCCGGAAAUGCAAAAACAGUUCGAGCAAAUGAUGAAAGAGCUCAGCGCUGCUGCUGAACAAGAAGCUGCCGGUACCGUCCCCUCAGCAGAUACUGCCGACAAGUCAUCCACGCCGAAGACAGCUCCUACCCCUCCUACAUCAUCGUCUGCCGCCAAACCUGCCUUUGCCUCGACUAUCGAAAAGACCAUGGAACGCAUGCAGGCUUCCGGUCAAUCUGCCUCUGCUGCAGCAGCAAGCUCCUCCGAAGAAGACAUGCUAGCGAAAAUGCUCAAAGAUUUGGAAUCAGGAAACUUCCCUGCCAUGGAUGGUGACCAAGGGGAUUUCAACUCCAUGCUCAUGGGUAUGAUGGAGCAACUCGUCAACAAGGAUAUCCUUUACGAACCCAUGAAGGAACUACACGACAACUUCCCCGAGUGGUUAGAAAAGAACAAGGACUCAACUCCAAAAGAGGAUCUGGAACGCUACAAGACACAGCAAUCUGUCGUCAAGGACAUUGUCGACAGAUUCGAAAAGAAGGACUUUAAUGACGAGAACAAGGAGGACAGAGAAUACAUUGUUGAUAAGAUGCAACAGAUGCAAGCAGCUGGAGCACCUCCGCCUGGCCUUGUUGGCGACAUGAACGCCGCUCAAGAUAUGCUCAGCGAAGCCGACGGCUGCAACCAGCAAUAAUCCCACACUUGCAUAUUUGCUGUUUGUCCCGACAUGAAAAAGAUACCCACGAUCUCAAUGUUUGCAAGCGACCUGUAAAUUCCCGAAUACAAAAGUCCGUCAUAUUGGCCAAGAUUCCAUUCUCUCUGAUGUUGGAGGUCUUGUUGUCCUCAAGUCUGCUGACUGUCAUCAAUUGACUCAUACCCACUGCUUCCGCCACUAACCCUGCUGCUGCCUUGUCCACCCUCCAAUCUUUAUAUGUUAGGUAUCUUUAGUCCCUUGCAAGUAUUCAGCUGUGGUGGUGUAGUGGUAGCACACCUGCGUUAAGUUCGGGCACGUGGUCAUUCGCUUCUAACGUGGUCCCGAUGAGCACAGGAGGUCGCAGGUUCGAUCCCUGCCCACGGUCUUUGGUACCUUGCUUGUGAGUGACCAUUUGCAAGCAAGGUGCUAUUUCUUUUUGCUCGAUGGUUCUUUGUAUACCUCGCGCGACGGGCUC
Aureobasidium pullulans EXF-150 is the source of this 1547-nucleotide messenger RNA. RefSeq names its product Pex19-domain-containing protein. The record is from RefSeq and is a predicted model, not a curated record. Lineage: Eukaryota; Fungi; Ascomycota; Dothideomycetes; Dothideales; Saccotheciaceae. The coding region runs from base 122 to 1072 and encodes 316 amino acids. Gene Ontology annotation, cellular component: peroxisome; peroxisomal membrane. Gene Ontology annotation, biological process: protein import into peroxisome membrane. The transcript is spliced from 2 exons.